AUGGUUUUCUGGGAGUUGAUCAGUGAGUUCUUAUUGUUCUCUCCAAAUUUGUUUUUUUUUUGAUUUUUUUAAAUUCAGAUUUUUCGUGCUUUCUGGUUAUUUGAUGUGCUCAAUUCUUUCCAGAAAUGCUCAAAAUAAAAAUCAAUCAAUAACUUCAAAAAUUCUGGAUUUUUACCAACGGAGACUUUGUCGGAUUCUUCCAAAUUAUUAUUUUCUAAUUUUAAUCAAUAUUUUUCUAUUGAUUUUUUCUUCAAUUUUUCCUGACACAUUCAUUGAAACAAAUCAAAAAUCAGCAAAACUAUCAAUAUUUUUCAUUUCAAAUGAUUUUUCGAAUUUGGAAGAUGAUUAUUAUAUUCUGCUGAAAAUUGCUGAGAAUCUUUUCACACAUACUUGGUCACUUUGUGUUGAAAUUCAAUUUUAUUUUAUGAUUCCUCUAGUUUUCUAUGCAUUGUCGUCUUUUGAUGACUCACAUGAGAAGAAAUAUCGAUUAUUUAUGAUUUACCUUCUUUUCUCAAUAAUCUCAUUGAUUUUUUAUUUGAUUUCACCAAGAAGCACAGCAUUUUAUAGUGUUUUCGCGAGAAUUUGGCAAUUUUUCGCGGGAUUUUUAGUGUAUUUUUGGUCUGAAUUUGAGAGUGGAAAUGGCGAAGAUUCAGAAAAACUGUUAACUUCUGAGAAAAAAAGUUCUGAAGGUGAAAAAGAGAAAAAAAAUUAUGAGAGUUUACAAGCUUGGUUAUUAUUAGUUACAAUUUUAAUGCUUUUUGUUGGUUUUGAAUAUCCCGAAAGGAUUGUAAGGUAAAUGAAAGGCAUAUAUUUCAUUUUACAGGGAUCACUAAAGUCUAUCAUUUAAAUUAGUCUUUUUUUCACAUUUUCAAUUUUUCAGAAUUGCUAUGACAAUAAUAACCGCCUUGUUAAUAUUAAUCGCUGAAAACAAUUUAAUAUUAUCAAAUAAGUAUAUGAUUUAUAUUGGAAAUAUUUCAUAUUCUCUAUAUUUAAUUCAUUGGCCAAUUUAUUGUUAUUCAAAAUUCUACGAGUUACCUCAACUCCCGUUUUUAAUGCUAUCCAUUUUUUUGGGAAUUUUAAUCUAUGAAUUUUAUGAGAAAUGGUAUACAACAAAAAUCGAUAGAAAAUCACAAAUGAUAUUAUCAACGGUUUUAUUGGUUUUUUGUGUUCUAGCAAUAUGGAGAAGAGAAAUUCUGAAUAUUUAUACGAAACAGGAGAAAUCGAAAAGUUUUUGGGUUGGAGAUUCCAAAAAAUUGAGUUUGGACAAAAUAAUGGAAUUGAAUACAGAGUGGACUUCACGGGAAAUGGAAUUUCUAGAGUAUGAAGAAUGCGAUUAUAAAAAUCAGGAUUUGAAGCCAUUUGGAUUAUGCCAUUUCAAAGUGAGCUAUGACGUGGAAAUUAUGAAAAACAGUUUAGACAUGGAUUCAGAACAAAUUAAUACCUUGGCAUAGGCUUUAAAUGUAAAUUUAGAUUUAUCCAAAAGCUUAUGCUUAUUUGGUAUCAAACAAACAAAGAGUUCCAUACAGUAACUAAAGCCUGUUUGAUAAAAAAAUUCUAAUUUUGCUUCUAAAUUUUAUAGUAAUCUAGUAAAGAAUGUCUUCUUUCCAGAAUCUCUCUUCGACUGCUCCAUUGAAAAUUCUGAUUAUUGGAAAUAGUUAUGCAAUGAACUUUGCGCCAUUAAUUUUGAAAGCAUGCGGCCAAAAAUCUAAUCUUAUUUGGCUUGCUUCAGAAUCUAGUUGUGAUUUUUUAUAUCCAGCCUAUUCAGAAAGAAAAUGCCAAAAUAUGUUCGAAAACCCGUAUGAAACAAUUCAAAAAAUGCAAUUCGAUUAUAUUUUUUUGAUUUCGAAAUGUGGAAAUUAUUGUGAAAAUGAUAAUUCGGAAAAUGCGGGAAUCGACAUCAACUUAGAGUUUGCCAAAUCACAAAUUGCGAGAAUUAAAAACUUUGUGAAGCGCAAAAUUUUCAUCAUGAAAGCUGUGACAAUUCCGGACGGAAUUAUAAAUCUUAACAAGUUUUUGAAAAAUGGAUCAAGUUUUGAUAAAAUUGAUGUGAGUUAUGAAAACGAAUGGGCCUGCGAAAUCGGACUUUACUCAAUUCCUGAGUCACCGAGCCAAAAAUCCCACGAUUCAUUUUUUUCAGAAGUACUAUUCAACUCGAUUAAAACAUCACAAAAAAAUCGGCGAUGUUCGCCAUCAAAAACUUGCCGAAUUUUGCGGCUCAAAAUGUGAGCAUUUCGACGCAUUUGAAAAUUUUGCUCGAAAUCCCUAUGCUCCGGAAAUAUUUCGAUUUUUUGAUGACCGUGGUUUGAGUUAUAUGGCUGGAGGUGGCCAUUUUCCACCGUAUUCUUGGCCAAAAAUUCAGCCGAUUUUUGAUAGAAUUUGUGAGAAAAUGUAG
Messenger RNA from Caenorhabditis angaria, 2392 nucleotides. The record is from the annotation of a GenBank genome assembly. NCBI's taxonomy places the organism in Eukaryota, Metazoa, Nematoda, Chromadorea, Rhabditida, Rhabditidae.